Coregonus sp. 'balchen' is the source of this 5638-nucleotide messenger RNA. The record is from the annotation of a GenBank genome assembly. Lineage: Eukaryota; Metazoa; Chordata; Actinopteri; Salmoniformes; Salmonidae.
AUGGGUAGAGACAAUGAUGUGUGUCCACAUUUAAUGGAAGGUCAGCUGGGGUCAACUGAAGGUCAUGCAGUGAAUGUACUAUAUGAUUAUAGACUGAUUGUGUUGUGGAUAAUGGCUUGGUUUUCUUAGUCAAGCCAAUCUGAACAAGUCGCAGUCUGAGGAUCUCGCUAUCAAAGCCUUGUGAAUCAUGUGCAUUGUGGAAACGACUGUAUGUAUCCCAUCUGUGUCUUUGCAAGCGGUGAAAAAACUAUUUACAUAUCUGCCACAGUACACAAUAGUCGUGUGUAUGAUACUCUAUGUAGAGAGAACUAUGUGUCUUUUGUAAUUUCCCAGGGAGGGAGCUACCUCCUAUUUCCAGUGAUGUGAGGCAGAAACAGAGGUUCUCCAUCAACACACUUCCCCCCAAUGAUUUAUUGAUGUAUUGUUUCCACGGUGUUGCAGGGAAGACAUAGAGCGAGCCACAAUCUCAGGGGACUGGAGGGAUGUGAGGGAUUUCUACCUGACCACCUUUGACUCCUUUCUAGAGAUCAAUGCUGCCUUCAAGGUAAUUGCUUUUCAAAUGGUUCCUGCUGGCUUUUUGUUUUAUGUUGUGAGUUAGGCUUUUCCCCAAAAUAACUUACCAAUUUUUUUAUAUUCUAAAUCCUUUGGUUUAGAUUAGUUCCACUUCUUAAAUUAUUGAUAUUUGCAGCACCUGUUUCUCUGUUGUGAAUUCUCUUAAGAAGGAAAGCAUACAGAACAGCAUGUGCUCGUUCUGGAAAGUGUUAUUCAUGAGGAAACCAAUAGUGCGUAAUGUAACAGAAAAACUGUUCAUCAUCUAUACAGCUCAUAACGGUCCGAGCCUUGUUUUGUUGGCGUCAUGCGAGAAUGGUUCAACACACACACACACACACACACACACAGUCUUGUGCAGCUAACCUUGUGGGGACAUACAAUUCAGUCCCAUUCAAAAUCCUAUUUUCCCUAACCCCUAACCCUAACCCUAACCCUAACCUUAACCCAAAAACCUAACCUUAACCCUAAACCAAACCCUAGCUCCUAACCCUAUCCCUAAAACUAACCCUAUCUCCUAACCCUAACAUUAAUUCUAACCUUAACUCUAAACCCCUAGAAAUAGCAUUUGACCUUGUGGGGACCAACAAAAUGUCCCCAGUUGGUCAAAUGUUUCUUGGUUUACUAUUCUUGUCGGGACUUCUGGUCCCCACAAGUAUAGUUAAACACGUCCACACACACACACACACACACACACACACACACACACACACACACACACACACACACACACACACACACACACACACACACACACACACACACACACGUCCUCCCUGCCAAACAAGUCCAGGGUUUGGCACUAGCAGGUGCCCCUUGUGAGAAAACCGUUUGAGAUGUCAUUAAAAAGCCCUGAAAUAAAACCAUUUAACAGCGGGAAACCCUAUUUUCCUCAUUUCUUAGAAAGAAGCUAAUGGCAUAUUUAACACAAUAGAGGAAUCUGGAGUCAACUCAAAAUGUGUGAAUGCUGUUUAUGAUACUUUACUCUGCACAGUAAGUACUGCUAACAUGACAUGUCUAGGGAAAAGGAUAUCGUAUGGCAAAAUAAACAAAUGAAAUCAUAUUCAGAUUUUUUGCCCUAAAUGUUAUUUGUGAAACUAGCAGCAUUUGGGUCAUAUUCACCCGAUUUAAAGGUUAACUCAUGUUUUUUUUAUCUUUUGGUAUUUGUUUCAUUAGUCCAUUGUUGAUAUAUUCCCAAAAUGUUUUGCAUGUCAGCAAUCAAGUUUUCAAGAUAUAUCAUUUCAAAAUACAGAAAUACAGCCAGUAUUAUACCUUUUUUUGCUAAAUGCAUCAUACCGGCUGUAUUUAUGAAAUUAAAUCCAAUGUUAUUCGUCACAUGCUUCGUAAACAACAGGUGUAGACUAACAGUGAAAUGUUUACGGCCCUUCCCAACAAUGCAGAGAGAAAGAAAAUAGAGAAAUAAUAGAAAAGUAAAAUACGUAAUAAAAGUAAUAAUAGACAACUUGGUUACACACAAGGGGUACCAGUACUGAGUCGAUGUGCAGGGGUACGAGGUAAUUGAGGUAGAUAGUUAUAUAUAAUUAGGAACAAAGUGAAAGAUAGUAAACGGUAGCAGCAGCGUAUUUGAUGAGUUAAAAAAGUUAGUGCAAAAAGGGUCAAAGCAGAUAGUUAAAUAGUUAACCAAAUAGCUACCCGGACUAUUUACCAGUCUUAUGGCUUGGGGUUAGAAGCUGUUCCGGGUCCUGUUGGUUCCAGACUUGGUGCGUCGGUACUGCUUGCCAUGCGGUAGCAGAGAGAACAGUCUAUGACUUGGGUGGCUGGAGUCUUUGACCAUUUUUAGGGCCUUCCUCUGACACCGCCUGAUAGAGAUGUCCUGGAUUGCAGGGAGCUCGGCCCCAAUGAUGUACUGUGCAGUGCGCACUACCCUCUGUAGCGCCUUACGGUCGGAUGCCAAGCAGUUGCCAUACCAAGCAGUGAUGCAGCCAGUCGAGAUGCUCUCAAUAGUGCAGCUGUAGAACCUUUUGCGGAUCUGAGGGUCCAUGCCAAAUCUUUUCAGCUUCCUGAGAGGGAAGAGGUGUUGUUGGGCCCUCUUCACAACUGUGUUGGUAUGUUUGGACCAUGAUAGAUCCUUAGUGAUGUGGACAGCGAGAAACUUGAAGCUUUCGACCCGCUCCACUACAGCCCCGGCGAUGUGAAUGGGGGCGUGCUUGGCCCUCCGUUUCCUGUAGUUCACGACUAGCUCCUUUGUCUUGCUGAUGUGGUAUGUGAAUUGGUGUGGUGUUGAUGUGAGCCAUGACCAGCCUUUCAAAGCAUUUAAUGGCGGGGUCAUAGUCAUUUAGACAGGUUACCUUGGCAUUCUUGGGCACAGGGACUCUGGUAGUCUGCUUGAAACAUGUAGGUAUUACAGACUGGGUCAGUCAGAGGUUGAACAUGUCAGUGAAGACACUUACCAACUGGUCAGCACAUGCUCGGAGUACGCGUCCUGGUAAUAAAUCUAAUUAAAUAAAUGUAUUUUCAAAUUUUUGCCAUUUUUAGUUGCCACAUUGUGCCAGUUUCGGGUGGUCUAAAUAAUGAAAUAUGAUGUCUCAUUUGGCUGACUGUAUACAUUUUCAUUUCCUCCUUUCACUGAAAACUAUUUGUUGUGUUUUUAGACCCAGAACGAAAGAUGACCUUAGGGCAUACUUAAUCUUAGUUCAGGUAACAUUUACUCCUUAACUGAACAUCUUACUAAGUACUGUAUAUGCACUAGUACGUUUUGUAUUUAAAAGUAUGUAAAAGUGUCAUUUUAUAAAGUGUAAAAAAUAAUGUUUUCUGUUUCAUGCUUUGUUUUUUGUGUAUAAUUUAUUUUGGAAAAAGCUUGGACUGGUGCAAAUGAUCAGUAAAUCCCUUUGUUGUUAAACCGUUAAUUUCAGGACAGAAAUAAAAUGGCUAUACUGCUCCCAUCAUCAGAUUUUUGUUUUCAAUUAAUCCCUGUCAUUUCCUGUGGAAAGUGGGUUAUUUUGUGCUUUCCAAACCACCACUGCCACAGGCUUAAAGAGACUGUGAGGGUCCCAUAUACCCUGUAGUAUUCUAGCCUCUGGGUUCCACUGAGACUCCUCUGUGGUUGCAUGUGAAGUGAUACAGAGGCGGCAGUUCUGGCUCACUGGAUUCAGUGGCAGGACUACUGUCUGCUCUCGCAUCAGUUCUGAAGAUGGUUCUGGCUGUAGUGUAGUGAGUCUGCUUUAUUUUGUGGUCUUAUUUCUGUGUUUUUCAUAGUGAGACAGUAGUUCUUUAGAUGUCUAGGUGCUUAUAUAAAGAUGAUAGUCUUGUUGGUUCAGAAUGUUUCGUUUCAGUGUACUGUGGUAGUGGAUGUUAAUUUAAUACCUACAGUAUACCGUGUCUCUGUUCCUCUUACACCAGAGUACUUUUUACUGCAACAGUAGUUCUGUCUGUUGGUCUAAUGCCUAGCUAUACGGUACAGUGGGCCAGGCCAAGCAAGACAUGCUGGAAUCCUUAGGCCUCCUCCCCCUCCAUACAGCCCAUUGACUCCAGUCAUGUCUCAGUCAGUCAGUGCACAGCAGUACUGCAACAACUACUCUCUGUGCCCUGAGCUAGCUGUGUGACUAGAGUCGUUGAUUUGACUUCACCUAUUUCACUUAACCUCAAAUCUAGUAACCCUAGUCCUUCUAAGGAAAAUGCUGGUGAUGUCAUUAAUUUAACUCCUCAGAACAAAUCUGUACAUGCUGUAACUAACAGUGUAGGACAAUUGUAAAUAAGAUAGGAAAUUGAAUACAAAAUAGAAUUGCUUUAGCCUAUCUAUAAGUGUAGGUCUAUUCUCUUGUUAAACGUUAAUGUAGAGAAUUUGGGUGGUUGAUGGACUGGGAGACACACAGCACACAUCUGAUCAGCCAGAUCCUUGAUGUCAUGUUCCAUGUUCUCCAUGGAGACAGGUUGAGGUCAUUCUGGAUUGCUGGAAUGUCGGUUUCUUGUGGGAUGCUAUUUUUUCGGAGAGGCUGAAUGUUUUACGGUUUUCGCUGAAGUUCAGUGCAUAGAAACCUAAUAAACAGACUGGACCAUCAUCAGCUUUUAAAGCUUUUGCUUGAAUCUCUCUUUUCCCUAUAUUGGUGCUUGUUCCUUUUUUAAGCACACUUGCAUUCCAUUCUGGAUUUUUAAUAAAGAGUACAUGUGUUUAUUUGUUUUCUAGAACCCUCAGUAUUCCAGCACCAGUACCUAUGUGAUCGCCCACCUACUGAGACAGAUAGCUGCCCUGUCCGAGGCUGACCACCAUUUGCUAGUGCACUGGUUUAAAAAUUAAGUGCAGUCUGCAGUGUGUCUUAUAAAACAUUUUUCAUUAUAAAACAUUCCAUGUGUCUGUUUCACAGUAACACAGCCCACAGUUAUGAAUGAGUUAAGUAGUGAAGUAUUUAUGAUGUUCAUAGAGAUGACUCACACCCAGCCUGUAUCCAGUUUAAGUAUGAGUUGCCCAGUUUCUCCCUGCACAUUGUCACAAUCGUUGAUUAAGUAGUCAGACCAAGGUGCAGCGUGGUAUGCGUACAUGUUUUAUUUACGAAUAAACACUUCACAAAAAUAACAAACAACGACCCGUGACAUUCUAUGGGCUAUAACGAAACUAGCCAAACAGAAACAAGAUCCCACAACCCAGGCAGGAAAACUGGCUGCCUAAGUAUGAUCCCCAAUCAGAGACAACGAGCGACAGCUGCCUCUGAUUGGGAAUCACACCCGGCCAAACAUAGAUAUACAAUCACAUAGAAUUUCACACCCUGACCAAACUACCUACAGAAUAACAGUCUCUCCAGGUCAGGGACGUGAUACACAUAGUCACACCCAAACAGUACCUUAAGUUGACUAUGGCCUGUGGUUACAUAAACGAAGUGUGUGUGUGUGUUCCUGUUCCUCCCUCCUCCCCAGACUGACUCCAAGGCGUUUCAGGCAGCUGGUGGCGCGUCUCCUUCACUUAAUCUCCACUCGUCUGUUCCCGGCUCCUCCUGAUGAGCUGUCCCCUCUGAACAAGUGCUCCUGGUGGAUUCCGGCUGCCACCAAGUUCCUUGGCCUCUUCAAUAAGUCAUGUCCACAACAUCGGGAAAAGGGGAUGUUCACAGGGCUCUGGGUACACCGCAGUGCUGCGUAA